Messenger RNA from Drechmeria coniospora, 1809 nucleotides. RefSeq lists its product as uncharacterized. Lineage: Eukaryota; Fungi; Ascomycota; Sordariomycetes; Hypocreales; Ophiocordycipitaceae. The record is from RefSeq and is a predicted model, not a curated record. The transcript has 2 exons. The coding region runs from base 1 to 1809 and encodes 602 amino acids.
AUGCGACCUCGAUGGCUGUUUCAAGACCUGCCUGCGUCGACGGCAAACGCACGCAUCACCGACGGCCGCUCCUGUAGGGGGCGCGCGAGCGGCGAGGCGGCCACGGCAGCCCACUCGCCCUCGUCGGCAGAGUCCUUUGUCGGCGACGCUCUCCGCCCUACGGUCCGACGACGCGAAGCAACCAAGACGGCCAGGCCAGCAUGCGCCGCCACGACGGCAAGGCUGUCUGCCGAGUCACAUAUGACCAACUCUCCGGGCGUGUCUUGGGUGGUGGUACCGCCCGUCGGCAGGGAAGCGGCCAAUGAUUUCGCAUCGACGGUGAAUCGGCUGGACGGCGACGUGACGGCUCGCCACGAGAAGCCAAGGGACAGGAUUCGGAGCGCCGAACAUGGCAUCGCAGCACCGCCGUCUGCCGUCGAGGCUGCCCCUGCGGCGGAACACCCGCCCCGCCGUGCCUCCCACCAUUCUCGGCAUCGUCGCCGUGGGGAAAUGCACGGAAUGGAAGCACGCGGAGCGGACGAUGCGUCAUGGCCACUGGUACCUGCUGCACGUGCCGUUUGUGGGUGCCGCUCUCGUACGGGCAAGGAGGAGAAGCACUCGUCGGAGCGCAGCAUGCCUGCCCCUGGCACCCACUCACCAGGUAUCAAGGUAGUUGGUCGUACGAGCACCGACACGCCGCACAGGACGGAGUCCGGAGCGCCAGCAGGCAUGAUUCCCCACUGGCGACGUUGGGGCUCGGAGCACGCGGGCGAGGAGUCUCCCGAAGGCCGGGCGAUUUCGGCAAUGCUCAUUGGCCGGCUCGGUCUCGCCUCCAUCUGCACGGUACAACCACAUCCAUCAAGUACUUACAGUACAUGCAUGCACAUGGACACGUACGGGGCCAGCAUGGCACGACGCACCGUCCAGGGCCCUACAGCACAGCACAGCGCAGCGCAACUCAGCACAGCUCAGCGCAGCAAAGCACAGCAUGGCACAGCACAGCACAGCACAGCAAAGCACAGCACAACAAAGCACAGCAUGGCACAACAAAGCAUAGCAAAGCACAGCAAAGCACAGCAAAGCACAGCAAAGCACAGCAAAGCACAGCAAAGCACAGCAAAGCACAGCAAAGCACAGCAAAGCACAGCAAAGCACAGCACAGCAAAGCAAAGCAAAGCACAGCAAGCACAGCACAGCACAGCACAGCAAAGCACAGCAAAGCACAGCAAAGCACAGCAAAGCACAGCAAAGUACAGCACGUCACGGCACGGCACAGCACUCCAUAGCAUGGCACAGUCCAGCACGGCACAGCACGGCACUGUCCAAGCACAGCACAGCACGGUACAGCACGGCACAGCACGGUACGGCGCAGCACAGUGCGCAUCGUCCACGCCCGUGGUCCGCGAGCACACCAAGCUCCUCCGAUCACGUCCUUUGCUCGCGGAACCCUCUGGACGGAUGCCUACCUUGUUCGGAGCAUCGAGCACAUCCAAACAUGCGACGCGGCCAAUGACAACCUCGCGCGACUGCCAGGUCCCCGGACCCCGACACCCUUCCCCGGCGUGGGGGACGUCGAAUCCCUGCUCGUCACCCUUCCACGCCCCUCCCCCCUGCGGAUGGCCUCGCAAACCCCUCUCAGCCCUAUCGACAAACCGACAGCGUCCAUCCCUGCGACGUGCUGCUGGCGGCGAGCGCACCUGCUUGCACCGUGCUGCUCUGCAUCUUCCGUCUCGAUCCGUCCCCGUCACGCAAGCGGCAUGGCCAUCUGCGCUGCUUACUCCGAGCAUCCCGCCUCGUCCCCUCUUGGCCCAGCCACGGACUCGCAGGUGA